AUGAACAAUUUUGUUUCAAUUUAUUAUAAAGAAAUAGACAUACCUUCAAGUAAAGCAGCAGUUCUGGUUAAUAAUAUGAUAUACAUACUAGAUAAGAACAAUUAUCUGUAUUCUUAUAGUCUAAUAACUAAUAAUACAGAGUUACUUCAAAUGAUGGGAGAAGAUAUCUUCACUUAUAAUAAUAAUUUAUUCGUCGUUAAUAAGAGUAUUGUAAACAGUAUUGAUUCUACAAUUAAUGAUACUAACCUUAUCUAUUCUUUAAAGAAUGCUCCUAGUGAAAUAAUUUCUAAUAAUGAAAACGUAGUGUUUCUAUACAAAAACGAUCUACAAUAUUUAUCUGAUAACAUUUUAAAUAACUAUUCAUCAGUUUUAUUUAAAAAUUUUAUUACCUUUACUUACUAUAAUAACAGUUAUAUGUUUAUCUUAUUAGACGAUGGAAGAGUUAUGUAUGGUCUUAGUAUGAUUUAUUCAUAUGCAAUAGGUUAUAAAGAAGUACUUUGCAACACCCAAUUAAAAGAUAUUAUUUGUGUUAAAGAUGAAUUUCUUUUAGGUGUAACUGCUAAUGAAAUUAUCAAAUACAAAAUUAAUAAGAUUAGCAAUUCCAUUAUUCUAGAAAAAAAGUAUAAAUUAAACAUAUUAAGUGAUAAGAUAGUCUAUCUUUUUGAUUAUCUAAUAUCCGUGGGUGAGAAAGUAAUUGAUAUCAAAAGUGUUCCUUAUGAAAUACUAAAUAAUAAAACUAUGAUUAAAAUAAAGAACAGUAAUGAGAUCGUCUUAUCUGGUAAUAGAGUUUAUUUUAUAAAAAAGAAUAUCAAAUCUAAUGAAAAAGAUUUAAAAGUUGAUUUGUUUAAUAAAGAAUUAAAUAAUAAAAAUCAAUCUUUUGAUGACUAUAAAGAAGUAUUAGAUAAAAUAACUGAAGAAACUCUCAGACAAAAUUUCAAAAGUUUAAUUCUUAAAUUAAGAAAUUUUAAUUUAUUAAAAAACAAUACAAAUAAGAUAAAAUUUAAUAUCAAAAGUAGAAUUGAUGAGUUAAAUGAAAUGAAGAGUAAAAUAGAUAUUUCUAUUGAAAAAUUAAAAGAAAAAGAAGAGUUACUUAGAAGUAAAUUAAGUGUAAUAAAAGACAGAAGUAAGAAUAUUAGUGUUAAUGCUAGUGAAUUUAAAAAGAAUUGUGAAAGAUUAGAAAAUUUACUUGUGAAAUUAGAUGAGAAGAAAUUAUCAUUUGAUUACAAAAGAUUAAAGAUACAAAGAAAUGUAUUAAGAGAUAUGUUUGAAUAA
Messenger RNA from Hepatospora eriocheir, 1272 nucleotides. The record is from the annotation of a GenBank genome assembly. NCBI's taxonomy places the organism in Eukaryota, Fungi, Microsporidia, Hepatosporidae.